ACCCUUCCCUCACCCUUUUCUUCCUCGUCUCGUCGCCCACCUUUCAUACGACGCCUUUUCUCUUCCCUUCGAACCUUCUCCGAGACGGUUUUUACCCUUCACUCGAGAAUGAUUGAAUCAGGUCAGUGUUUUCGACCAUAAGUUGUGCCUGCGCCUGCGCCCUACACGCUUAGCGCCACCCUGUUGAAAACUAGGGACAACCCAAACAUAAUAUUCCCCGUUCGAUUAGCCUUAUUCUAAUGGCACUCGUCACGCUGAAAUAUAACGCUCCCUUUCUUUAUUUCGCGCAGCGCGUACUCGUGUAACGUGCCGAUAACGUAGAGAGUGCACACGGGUUUCUGGAAAAAGGAAAAAGAAAAGAAGGGAACGAGAGAGAGAGAGAGAGAGACACAGAGAAAAAAGAAAUAAGAGAGACAGAAAAAGAGAGAGAGAGAGAGAGAGAGAGAGAAAGAAGGAAAGAAGAGAAAGAGGAGAGAUCAUUUUGCGUGCUCGCGUGCGUGCGUGCGUGCGUGCGUACGUGCGCUAGCGCGCUUCAUCUUUUUCCGUGCCUUUAUCUAUUUUCUGUGUGUAUAAAUCGCUAUAUGUCUUCUUCGUACGCGCAUACGUAUCGUUCGUGUUGUAUUUUCUACGAGUUCUACGUACAGCCUCGGUAAGGAAAAGAACAAGAAAAAAAAGAAAAGAAAAGAAAAGAAAAGAAAACGAUCGGGUACAAAGAUUCCGAGUGCAGCCAAUCGUCGACGUACCCUUCAUAAUUAGCACCACCGUCGAGUCUAAUGAACCCAGAGGAGUUACGGAGCAAGAGACCUUUUAAGAUAUGGGACAGUUGGCGUAAUGUAAGAAAGGGACUGGUCGUAAGCAAUUUCGAAGAACUGAUACAUCGUGGUAAAGAAAAACUGGGCGUACCGCAGAACGAGAAUGUUUCUUUAGUAUUGGAAUCGGACGGGACGCAAGUGGAGGACGGUGAAUACUUCAAGACACUAGCCAAUAAUACGAUUCUUCUUUUACUGCGGCAUGGUGAACGGUGGUGUCCAACUGGCGUCGACAUCAUACGAGCCGCGAUAUCGGCGAUACCGAAAAUAGUUUGCGAAACGAUCCACGCCCUGGAGCUGCACGAUGAGACGCCAUCGUGGAAAAUCAUGGACAAUAAGGGACGAGUCACAGUGGUCCUACACUGGGACCAACGUUCGUCGUCGUCGUCGCAGGUUCAAUCGCAGUCGAAGGGCACGGAUGCCCAGUCCUCCAAGUAUUCGCCAACAAAGAAAGCCGAUCUGAGCGGGAGUCAACGGCCCUCGUUGGUGAUUCAAACUAGCCUUGACAAAUUGAAUUAUGUGGGAAAGCCAACGCAUCUGGCGGGCGAGCUUGGUCCCAGCAGAUACGCGAGUCCCCAAAUCACUGUGAUAAAUCAUGAUGAUAUGCAAGCGCAGCAACAGCAGCAACAGCAACAGCAACAGCAGGCGCAGCAGCAAGCACACGGUAUGCCAGGUCGUCUGGUGAAGCAAGGAACGAACUCGUUCGAAAGCACGACCAUCCAUAUCCAUACGCCAGAGUGUUCAAAUCACAUUCAUCAGCCGGUAGCAAGGAACGGUAGUCCUGUAAACGGUGCGGACAACGGAACGACCGGGGAAUGCGACUUUCAUUGUUGCGCCCUACACGAGGAAGGUCGCAGGAUCGCCGUGCACAAGUCGGUCGCGACCUCGCCGAUCCAGGAUAGCCAACAUCAGCAGUACCAACAGCAGCACCAUCACCCGCAUCAACAGCAACAGCAGCAGACCCAGACACAGACACCGUCGCCCCAACCGCCCUCCUCCCUCUCCGACGGCACGAGGCGAUCGGGACUCGGUAAGGGCCACGUCAGAUUCCGCGAUACGGCCGACGAGGAGUCGAGUCCCCGUCUAGGUCCCGGCAACUCUACCGGCGGCUUUCAUCUUCAUCAUCAUCAUCACAAUCAUCAUCAAGAGCACGACAGCUCCGAGUCAGAAACCGAGAACACGAUUAUGGAGGACGAGAUCGUCACAUCUGAGAAGUUUUUAUUGCUAAUAGAUCAGCUCACCGUAGAUCAAAAGCAUCACCUCAGCAUCAAGGACAUCGGCAUCAUUCUCGAACGUUUAAGCUCCAAGAUAUUGGACGUCGAACGAUUGGAUCGCGAGAGCGAAAGCGAGGAGUGUUACAACUGGACGAUCAAGGCCAUCAUCAGGGGUGACGUACUCCGAGAAUUGGGCGUCAUUUACAAUGGCAAUUAUUAUGCCAUCUCGGAGCAUCCGGGAUACAAAGAAGAGUCCGAAGAGAAUAAUGAGGAUAACGAGGAGGAGGAAGAGGAUAGACUUUAAUACGAUGCUGUUUUACUAGACGGACAGACAGACAGAUAAAUAGAUAGAUAGAUAGGUAGAUAGACAGAUAGAUAUGUAGUUAGUUAGUUAGAUAGAUAGAUAGAUAGAUAGAUAGAUAGGUAGAUAGAUUAUAUACCUAUUAAUGGUAUUAUUAACAUAGCAUUUACUAAAACGUAAAAACUUGUUGGGGCUCGUUUCGAUGACCACUGCGUAUUAGUGGGUCAUGGAUACGAGCCGCAAGAGAGAUUUGCCGACGUGCUACUAGCCGAGCAAGCGCGAAUUGUGUACGAAACGGAGUUGCACUUGAAAAGACGCAAGGAAAUUUGUCGAGGGUUGACUGUUGCGAAAAAGACGCGUUGCGGAUGUUCCGUCGGGACAUCGACGGAAAUUGCGGGGCCGGGUUGCCUCGUAUCGGUUAAGGAUCGGCAAAAAGUGAUUUUUUCAAAAGGUUUUCAUAUAAUAAUACUACCACCACUACUACUAUUACUACUACUACUACUACUACUACUACUACUACUACUACUAAUAAUAAUAAUAAUAAUAAUAAUAAUAAUACUAAUAUAACAUUAAUGAUGAAAACAGAAAGGAAUGCAUUAUACUGAAAUCAUACGAUACAUUAUAAACUUAGUUCUAAAGAC
Molecule: messenger RNA, 2965 nt
Organism: Vespula pensylvanica (western yellowjacket)
Lineage: Eukaryota; Metazoa; Arthropoda; Insecta; Hymenoptera; Vespidae
Gene: Drep2
Product: basic-leucine zipper transcription factor A
Exons: 5
Coding region: 774-2327 (517 amino acids)
Biological process (GO): regulation of apoptotic process; apoptotic process
Source: RefSeq, a predicted model, not a curated record